Molecule: messenger RNA, 1238 nt
Organism: Condylura cristata (star-nosed mole)
Lineage: Eukaryota; Metazoa; Chordata; Mammalia; Eulipotyphla; Talpidae
Gene: RNF7
Product: ring finger protein 7
Exons: 3
Coding region: 61-402 (113 amino acids)
Biological process (GO): ubiquitin-dependent protein catabolic process; protein ubiquitination
Cellular component (GO): nucleus; Cul5-RING ubiquitin ligase complex
Molecular function (GO): ubiquitin protein ligase activity; zinc ion binding; cullin family protein binding
Source: RefSeq, a predicted model, not a curated record
CGCCAUCGCCGCCCGCCUCCCCCAGCCCAACGUCUCCGCCGCCGGCUCCGCGCCGCCGCCAUGGCCGACGUGGAAGACAGCGAGGAGUCCUGCGCCCUGUCCUCUCACUCCGGGAGCGCAGGCUCCAAGUCGGGAGGUGACAAAAUGUUCUCUCUCAAGAAGUGGAACGCGGUGGCCAUGUGGAGCUGGGACGUGGAGUGCGAUACGUGCGCCAUCUGCAGGGUCCAGGUGAUGGAUGCCUGUCUCAGAUGUCAAGCUGAAAACAAACAAGAGGAUUGUGUUGUGGUCUGGGGAGAAUGUAAUCAUUCCUUCCAUAACUGCUGCAUGUCCCUGUGGGUGAAACAGAACAAUCGCUGCCCACUUUGCCAGCAGGACUGGGUGGUCCAAAGAAUCGGCAAAUGAGAAUGGUGGAAGACUUUCUUAGUGCAGUUGCUUGAAGCCCUGGUGGAUCUUGUUGUCAGACUUCCUCAAAGACUAGAACACUCCAGGGGACUUAAUUCUUCAGACAAAGAUGAAUCUGUGGUCCUUUGGACUCAUCAGAGGCAAGGUUUAGUUUUUGUCGGUUUUAUCUUAAGAAAUUCUCUACUGUUAAGAAGAUAAUUUAUUAAAGAUGGUCUUCCCUACCUCUGUCAAGUCUUUGAAGUGCUAUAAAGUAGGCGAGAACUACAAAUUAAAUGAACUUAAUAAUUUACUUAUUGAUAACCAAUGGACUAUAGAAGCAGUUCUGUUCAGAAGAGAACUUUUUGCAUGCUUAUGAUUGGUUGAUGAGUUAUUAAAAAAAAGCAAUUUUAUAGUAGCAAAUAAAGUACAGUUCAAAACACAAUUCUUAUUCUUUAUUUUUUGGCGGGGAGGAGGAUGAUUCAUGAAAUCUUUAUUUGAUGAAAUGAUAAUUUUAAGUUUGAGCAAGUAAACAGGAUAAAUAGAGUUUAACUUUUGGACUAAUGGGAUUUUGAUGGUCUCUUAGGUCCUCUUUUAUCUGUGAAUUAUGAGGAAAAAUAGGUCUACAUUCACCUUAUUGUUUAGUCAUUGAGUGGUGAAAAGUAUUCUCAAAUUCUACUCAGAUUAGGUUGUAAUUCAGCUGUGAUUUAGGUGAAAUGUUAACGAAGGGAAAUGUUUACCACUGUAGCAUUAGAUCAAAAGUUUAUUAUAAAUGGUUUAAUAAAUGUCUUUUCUGUUUGUUUCAUUUGAACUAUUGUAAUUUUUAUAUAAUAUUUAAUGUUAGUAAACUGGUUUGCAAG